Molecule: messenger RNA, 1347 nt
Organism: Ilex paraguariensis (yerba mate)
Lineage: Eukaryota; Viridiplantae; Streptophyta; Magnoliopsida; Aquifoliales; Aquifoliaceae
Source: the annotation of a GenBank genome assembly
AUGGCUUCAUCCUCUUCUUGGCUGUCACUUUCACUAGUAAACUCCUACGCAUAUGCUUUCCUUAUACUUGUAACUUCCAGCAAAAAUGCUACUGGAUGCUACACAUCCAUCUUCGGCUUCGGUGAUUCACUCACUGACACCGGAAACCUAGUUAAAAUUGACCCACCUGACGAUCCUCCCCACGAGGCCUUUCCACCCUAUGGAGAAACCUUCUUCCAUGUUCCCACUGGCCGUAGCUCGGAUGGUCGUCUCAUCAUCGAUUUUAUCGCUGAAUAUUAUGGACUUCCACUGGUACCACCAUAUGUUGAAUGGAAGAAUGAAAAAAGAGCAAAUUUUUGGAAGGGUGUGAAUUUUGCAGUUAUAGGAGCUCCAACACUGGAUAUAGCAUUCUAUGAAGAAAGAGGAAUCCACAAUGGUAUCACAAAUGUAUCUCUCAAAGUUCAAUUGGCUUGGUUCAAAGAAACAUUGACAUCUCUCUGCAAUUCAUCCUCAAGUUGCAAUGAAUUCCUUCAGAGCUCUCUAUUUCUAUUGGGACCAUUUGGAGGGAAUGACUAUAGCCGUUCAUUCUACUCAAAUGCCAGCAUAGAUGAGGUUCAAUCAUUUGUGCCUCUUGUAGCUAAAGCCAUCGGUUCAGCCAUCAACGAACUAAUUGAUCUUGGGGCUGUGACACUAGUAGUCCCUGGGAUGAUACCAUUUGGCUGUUUAGCAGCCUAUCUGACAAAAUUCGAAACUUCUGAUAAGACAGAGUAUGACUCAAUGGAUUGCCUUAUUUGGCUCAACAAGUUGACUGAGCAUCACAAUGAACUGCUACAAAGAGAACUAAAUGAGAUUCGAGAGCUUCAUCCUCAUGCCACCAUCAUCUAUGCUGAUUAUUACAAUGCUGUGAUGCCACUUUAUCAUUCCCCACAAAAAUAUGGAUUCACGAGAGGAGCUAUAGUAGCAUGCUGUGGAACGGGAGGCCUUUACAAUUUCAACGAAGAUGUGCUGUGUGGUAAUAGACCAUUUCUUGGUUGUGAUAACCCUUCCUUAUAUGUUGACUGGGAUGGUUAUCACUUAACAGAGGCAGCAUAUAGCUUGAUGUCCAAAAGAUUCACGAGAGGAGCUAUAGUAGCAUGCUGUGGAACGGGAGGCCUUUACAAUUUCAACGAAGAUGUGCUGUGUGGUAAUAGACCAUUUCUUGGUUGUGAUAACCCUUCCUUAUAUGUUGACUGGGAUGGUUAUCACUUAACAGAGGCAGCAUAUAGCUUGAUGUCCAAAAGUUUGUUGGAUGGACCAUACACUAUUCCUCAGAUUAACUCACCAUGUGUUUCUUUAGCUGUGCCUGCAGAUUAUUCCUUCGAUAGGUAG